Messenger RNA from Pseudomyrmex gracilis, 2206 nucleotides. Its product is annotated as zinc finger protein 76-like. The record is from RefSeq and is a predicted model, not a curated record. Gene Ontology annotation, cellular component: transcription regulator complex; PcG protein complex. Gene Ontology annotation, molecular function: DNA-binding transcription factor activity, RNA polymerase II-specific; RNA polymerase II cis-regulatory region sequence-specific DNA binding. The coding region runs from base 525 to 2021 and encodes 498 amino acids. Gene Ontology annotation, biological process: regulation of transcription by RNA polymerase II. The transcript is spliced from 8 exons. Lineage: Eukaryota; Metazoa; Arthropoda; Insecta; Hymenoptera; Formicidae.
UUUCCCAAGAUUCUUUGGUGUAACUGGGCGUACAUGGGAUUCGGCAGAACUUCAAUUCAUCGCGUGCGAGCGUGCAUGUGUCAUGUGUUGCGCGUCGUGUCAUCGCGAAAAUUUUCGUGCGCGUCGCGACGACACGUCUGCUCGUCUUCUCGGCCGCGGCUCGAAGAUGGCGAAGUCCUCGUGUUUUGCGGCGACAUCGCUUCUCUUGGAGAACGAUGCCGCGUGUUUCGAUGUUCCCCGCGAAAUAUCAAUUGGCGCGCGGGAAUGUCUCUCGAUAUGACGGCACAACGAACGAUUGAUUGUCGCUAUGGGGGUUAAGUUACACAAUCCAUCCCCGAUGUGUAUAUCGGCGCAUUUGAUGUGCGAUUUGAGCGUAAAAAAAUAAAAAAUACGCGGCAUUGUUUAGCGCGCUCAAACAUGGAAUAAAAUUGCGAGCAAGAUAAUGUAAUAGGGAUGUCUCUGCUUGUCUGACGUUUGUCAGCGAGAAAUGUAUGUUUGCAGCUGCCGCGGAUUCGUAGGAGAUUAUGUCGGCGCAGCAAAGUACGGAUCUUCCAAAUAACACUACGAAGCAAGAAGAGGAAAUGAUAUUGCAGGAGUCUGAGGAUAAUUCUGUAGAUAUAUUAGAAUGUUUGUCAGUUAUGAUUAAUAAUAAUGACACUGAAACCGACCCUGACCAAGUGCAAGAACUCAUAUUGGACGAUCAGUUGCUUUCCACAAUGAUGGCUACAAUCACACUGCCUGAUGGAACUCAAGCAUUUGUUACAAAUAAUCUCAGUGAUAUCGAUCCAAAUCUUAAAACCCAAACAUUACAAACAUUUGAAAAUGGAAAUACCAUAUUGUUAAGAAGCUUGCCAGAAUUAGGUAAUGGCAAGACUCUUCAACUGGAACUGGAUCCGGCUACAUUUGUACAGACUGAAGAUACUACUGUUGAAAAUGUGGAGAACACAUAUUCACAAGUGGAGUUCAUCAAUGGCGCAGCUUACAUGGUCGCCAGCCAUAUGGAUGUCGAUGAAGAUUUAUGGGAAAUUGAAGAUGGGAAAUUAAAGAAAAAAGAUCCUAAGAUCGUGAUCAAUAAAUUGUCUGAUGUGAAAAUUAGAUAUCCCUGUCCCAGAGAAGGGUGUUCAAAGAUUUACAGCACACCUCAUCAUCUCAAGGUUCAUGAACGUUCUCAUACUGGUCAAAGGCCGUACAGAUGUACGCAUCCGAAGUGUAAAAAAAGCUUUUCGACCGGUUAUAGUUUAAAAGCACAUUUGCGAACGCACACGGGAGAAAAACCGUACAAAUGCACAAACGAAACAUGCAGCAAGAGUUUUAAGACAUCCGGCGACCUGUUAAAACACGUGAGGACUCACACGGGAGAACGUCCCUUUCUGUGUCCAUUCGAUGGUUGCGGUCGAUCGUUCACUACAAGCAAUAUUAGAAAGGUUCAUAUAAGGACACAUACUGGUGAACGGCCGUACAAAUGCACGCAUCCGAUGUGCGGUAAGGCUUUCGCUAGCGCGACAAAUUAUAAGAAUCACAUACGAAUCCACUCCGGUGAGAAGCCUUACGUUUGUUCCGUAGAAAACUGUGGGAGAAGAUUUACCGAAUAUUCUAGUCUGUAUAAACAUGUUCUUGUGCACGCACCGCUACGACCAUUCGCAUGUACUCUCUGCUCCAGAAGAUAUCGGCAGAGUAGUACGCUGCUAAUGCACAAAAGAACAGCCCACGGAUUACUCGAUGGCGACGAUGGUGCCGAUCAUUUACAAAAUCCUCUGGAAUUAUCUAGUCAAAGUGAAAAUCAAAAAAAGAUUGUGAAAGAAACUCAAAAGCUACUUGGAAAAGACAAACAAAUUCAAAUUUCCAAAGUGAUCGACAAUGUGAACGACAAGGAACCGCAGAUCUUACUAGUAGGAGAUUCUUUGCAAAUUGCCGCAUUACAGAAGAUCGAUCUGGACGAGAAUUUCGACGAUCCUGGCAUCGACGCAACAUUCGAGGGAUUAAAUAUGAAGAUCGAAGAUUUGGAAUUUACCUGGAACUAGUGCGCGAAAGAAAAGACAUGUACGCAAAGAAAAGUUCUGAGCGUCGAAUAUUUAUCAUCAUGGUAAUGUUUUUUCCAUUCUUUAGAGCAAAAUCAAAUGAACGAGAAUCAGAAUUGAUGAAAGAACUGUGUCAGAAAGUGAUUAAGCUACAUAGUAGCUAUGACAAAUAAAAUUUAAUUUUCUUA